Messenger RNA from Gongylonema pulchrum, 603 nucleotides. Lineage: Eukaryota; Metazoa; Nematoda; Chromadorea; Rhabditida; Gongylonematidae. The record is from the annotation of a GenBank genome assembly.
AUGUCCUUCGUACACGCUCCGAUGGCUCGUCAGCCUCUUGGUGGGCGUCUAAGGGAAUCUACAGCGACAAGUGGUCGCACGCUGAAGAUUGUCACGGAAGUUGGGUCUACAACGUCACUAACAGGUGGUACGGGGAUGCUGAGCGGUGCAUCUCCGUUUGGCCAGAAUGCCGCGUUAACAAUCCGUGAUAGCCGCGAGCGGGAGAAGAAGGAAAUGAGUGAUCUGAACGAUCGUCUUGCCACCUACAUCGAAAAAGUGCGUUUUCUGGAGGCACAGAAUCGAAAACUAGCCGCAGACCUCGAUCUUCUGCGUGGUAAAUGGGGAAAAGACACAUUCAACAUCAAAAUGAUGUACGAAGGAGAGCUUGCCGAAGCUCGUAAACUGAUCAAUGACACAGCUCGGCAACGUGAUGAUCUGGAAAAACAAAUUCACAGAAUGCAGAAUGAGCUGUCUGAAUACCGCAAGAGGUUUGCAUUCAAGGAAUUUGAUACUGAAAUUUUGGAAAUUCUUCUCAAAUUCCUAAUAUUUUUUCAAAUCCUCUUCAUCAAAAUUACGUGUACCAUAGUUGGCGUAUGGUCUGAAAUGCUUCAGCGCCACCGCUAA